AUGGUUCAGCUUCCACGCAAGCCAGAGAUGAUUGUCAAGCUUGGCGAUUCAAGGACUAUCGCACUUCGACGGUUCCUAGCAAUCGAACGUCGACUUCAACGAGAACCCGACACCCAACGUGCCUAUGUGGACUUCAUGGAUGAGUACCAUCGCUUAGGUCAUAUGAGCAAGGUGGUAGCUUCUUCAAAGAACGAUGAAUCGUUUUAUCUACCACAUCAUCCGGUCUUCAAGACCGACAGCACCACGACGAAGUGUCGAGUGGUGUUUGACGCAUCGAGUAAAUCUUCAACGGGUGUGUCAUUGAGCGACACACUAAUGGUCGGGCCGACCAUUCAAAAAGAUGCCACUUCUAUUUUGCUGCGGUUCCGGACUCAACCAAUCGCGCUUACCGCUGACGUCACAAAAAUGUACCGACAGGAGUACGAGCUCAACACGGUAACAUAUGUGACAGCAUCCGCUUUAUUCCUGGCAGUGUGCUCGUUGCAACAAAUCGUAGCGGACCAUGGAGGAGAGUUUCCAGCCGCUGCAGAACGUUCCUGUGACUUCUACGUAGAUGACUUCGUUUCCGGCGGGCAAUCAUCUGAAGCGGUGCAGAUGCUGCGGCUGCAAACUGAGCAACUUUACGCAAGUGCAGAAUUCGAGCUGUGGAAGUGGGCGUCCACCGACCCAUCAGUACUCCAGAACGUGAACUAG
Messenger RNA from Anopheles merus, 693 nucleotides. RefSeq lists its product as uncharacterized. The record is from RefSeq and is a predicted model, not a curated record. The transcript is spliced from 2 exons. Bases 1 to 693 code for a protein of 230 amino acids. Lineage: Eukaryota; Metazoa; Arthropoda; Insecta; Diptera; Culicidae.